Gadus macrocephalus (Pacific cod) is the source of this 5298-nucleotide messenger RNA. RefSeq names its product ubiquitin-protein ligase E3A-like. The transcript is spliced from 14 exons. The record is from RefSeq and is a predicted model, not a curated record. Bases 156 to 2924 code for a protein of 922 amino acids. Lineage: Eukaryota; Metazoa; Chordata; Actinopteri; Gadiformes; Gadidae. Gene Ontology annotation, biological process: ubiquitin-dependent protein catabolic process; protein polyubiquitination. Gene Ontology annotation, molecular function: ubiquitin protein ligase activity.
CAUUGUGGGUCGAGGGUUCUGGCUGCUGAAGUCAAGAUGGCGGUAAACAUCAGAAAAAGGAUAGAACACGCCACAAAAAGGCCUUGAAUGAAGUUUUAAUUUAAUAUUUAACACCCAUCAGCAAGGACGGACUCACCGGUAUUUCGGGAAUAUACAUGCACCGACAGAAUAACAACCGCGGGAGAAAGUGUCGUAUGAAUCCCGACGAGAAGGAGGACCGUGAGUGUGCGCCACCGCAGGCCGAGAGCAGCCCCGCGGGAGGGUCCGACCGAGAACACGACGAGACUCAGGCAGAAAACCCCGAAGCAAGCCGAAUGAAGCGGGCGGCCGCCAAGCAUCUGAUAGAGCGCUACUACCACCAGUUGACCGAGGGCUGCGGCGAUGGCGGCUGCUCCAACGUGGGCUGCGCCUCGUCCCCCGGCUUCCUCCGCACCGACAACAAUGCGGCCGCAGUGCGCUCGCUGGAGCUCUACAAGGCGGGGGCACCGCUCUGCGACCCCCACCCCUCUAAGAAGGGCACCACCUCGGCCCACGUAGAGAGCAGCGCACUGGCGGCUGCCGCCGCCGCUGCCGGGGGGGGUGGGGGAGGGGCGGAGGCGUGCGGGAACAGCCGUGUGAACCACAGGGAUGGCGGGCAUUUUGUGCGGGAGGACUUUAAAGACGUGAGCUUCCUGACGGAGGACAAGGUGUACGAGAUCCUGGCCCUGUGCGCUGCCAAGGACGACUACUCGCCUCUGAUCCGCGUGAUCGGGCGCGUCUUCUCCAGCGCGGAGGGGCUGGUGGCAUCGUUCCGCCGGACAACCCCCCCAACCAAGGAGGAGCUUAAGUCCCUCCAGGGCAAGGACGAGGACAAAGACGAGGAUGAAAAGGAGGUGGAGGACCAGAUGGAGGAGGACCCGCCCGCCUCCUCAUCGCUGUCGCACGUCGCCGGGGGUGAGGGAGGCGGGGGAGGACCCACGGGGGCCGACGAGCAGCCCUGGGCGGACGAGGUGUCUGUGGACGCGGAGGCGGUGCGGCGGGUCUAUGCGCGCCUUCUCUCCAACGAGCGGGUGGAGGCGGCCUUCCUCAACGCGCUGGUGUACCUCUCGCCCAACGUGGAGUGCGACCUGACCUACCACAACGUGUACUCGCGCGACCCCCACUACCUCAACCUCUUCGUGAUCGUCAUGGAGAACAGCAACCUGCACAGCCCAGAGUACCUGGAGAUCGCGCUGCCGCAGUUCUGCAAGGCCAUGAGCAAGCUGCCGCUGGCCGCCCUGGCCAAGCUUGCCCGGCUGUGGUCGCGGCAGGGUGCGGCAUCGUUGCGGCGCAUGCUGGAGACCUUUCAGCAGCUCAUCACCUACAAGGUGAUCAGCCAUGAGUUUGGCGGACGUAACCUGGUGAAUGACGACGAGGCGGUGGUGGGCGCCACGCGCUGCCUGAAGAUCCUCUACUACGCCGACGUCCUGGGCGGGGAGGUCGACACAGGCCACAAUGAGGAGCCGGACGACGAGCCCGUCCCCGAGUCCAGCGAGCUGACCCUCCACGAGCUGCUGGGGGAGGAGCGGCGCAACAAGAAGGGCCCCCGGGUCGAUCCCCUCGAGACAGAGCUGGGGGUCCGGGCCAGCGACUGCCGCCGACCCUUGGUCCCCUUCGAGGAGUUUGUGAACGAGCCGCUGAACGAAGUGCUGGAGAUGGACAAGGACUACACCUUCUUCAAGGUGGAAACGGAGAAUAAGUUCUCGUUCAUGACCUGCCCCUUCAUCCUCAACGCUGUGACGAAGAACCUGGGCCUGUACUACGACAACCGCAUCCGCAUGUACAGCGAGCGACGCAUCACGGUGCUGUACAGCCUGGUGCAGGGUCAGCAGCUGAACCCCUACCUGAGGCUCAAGGUGCGGCGCGACCACAUCAUCGACGACGCGCUCGUACGGCUGGAGAUGAUCGCCAUGGAGAACCCGGCCGACCUGAAGAAGCAGCUAUACGUGGAGUUCGAGGGCGAGCAGGGCGUCGACGAGGGGGGCGUCUCAAAAGAGUUCUUCCAGCUGGUGGUGGAGGAGAUCUUCAACGUCGACAUAGGCAUGUUCACCUACGACGAGACCACCAAGCUGUUCUGGUUUAACCCAUCAUCGCUGGAGAACGAGGGGCAGUACACUCUGAUCGGCAUCGUGCUGGGCCUGGCCAUCUACAACAACUGCAUCCUGGACGUCCAUUUCCCCAUGGUGGUCUACCGCAAGCUCAUGGGCAAGAAGGGGACGCUCAGAGACCUGGCCGACUCCAACCCGGUGCUGUUCCAGAGCCUGACAGAGCUGCUCUCCUACGAGGGCAGUGUGGAGGAGGACAUGAUGAUCACCUUCCAGAUCUCCCAGACUGACCUGUUCGGGAACCCCCUGAUGCACGACCUGCGGGAGAACGGGGACCAGAUCCCCGUUACCAACGACAACCGGAAGGAGUUUGUGGCCCAGUACGCGGACUACGUGCUGAACAGGACGGUGGAGAAGCAGUUCAAGGCCUUCAGACGAGGCUUCCACAUGGUCACCAACGAGUCUCCGCUCAAGUACCUGUUCAGACCGGAGGAGAUAGAGCUGCUCAUCUGUGGGAGUCGGAAUCUAGACUUCUUGGCUCUGGAGGAGACGACAGAAUACGACGGCGGCUACAACAGAGACUCCCGGAUCAUCAAGGAGUUCUGGGAGACCCUGCACUCGUUCGGAGACGACCAGAAGCGUCUCUUCCUGCAGUUCACCACGGGGACGGACCGCGCCCCCGUGGGCGGCCUGGGGAAGCUCAAGAUGAUCAUCGCCAAGAACGGCCCCGACACCGAGAGGUUGCCCACCUCCCACACCUGCUUCAACGUGCUCCUGCUCCCGGAGUACGGCACAGUGGAGAAGCUGAGGGAGCGGCUGCUGAAGGCCAUCACCUACGCCAAGGGCUUUGGCAUGCUCUGAGAGGCCCUGCCCCGACCCCCAUCCCCACCGUUACCCAGCCCUCAAACCCUGUGACCCCGCCCAUCUCCACCCCCCACCUCAUCACACACACCGCAGUCCUGACCGCCGAUAAAAACACACAAAAAAAUAUGAAACGAGGACAUGAAAAAGGGGAUUUAACCACAGAACCGUGCGCUGGAGGGGGGGGAGGGGGGGGCUAUGGGGGGGCAGGGCCAUGUGGCUGGCCAACCACGGCUCAACAAACCCAGUAGUCCCGCUAGUCGUUGCUACUACUGCUACAACGAUUAUUACUACUACAACUUCUACUACUAGCCCCGCCCAAUUCCCUAAGCCACGCCCCCGUCCCCCCCCUCCGAUGUGAACCCCCCACCACACACAUACUUACUUGAAUGUGCUACGGCAACCAUGGCAACCACGGCCCUCCCAAAAAAACAACCCAGGCUUACCCCCCUUCUUUUUUCCUUUCAUUUUUUUUCUACGUCCACAGAGGAUUUCACUUUUUUUUCGUAGUAUUUAUUUGGAAAAAAGAUAUCGGGUUUUUCGCAUUUUUUUCAUUCUUUUGUUUUCUUUCAUGGUGACCUUUAACCCCCAACCCCGGGGGUGUGGUGUAUGUGUUCGGCACGGUCGGCAUGGAAAUGGUGCAGACUGCUGACAACGCAUCGGAAAUGGAAAACCGGUCAAUGACGGAAAAAUGAGCUAAAUCCCGACCGAUAAAAAGCGGCCGAAGUCUGAAAAACGAAAAGAAAAACGACAACGACCAAACAAUCCGACUUCGUAGGUCAACGUCGACCCCACCCCCCCCUCUCUAUUUGGACCGGUCCGCGGUGAGACUUAAGUCAGAGCGGUGUAAGUGCACUUAGACAUUUUCAGAAUGUUUCCUUUGUCCGAUAUAUUUUUUUUUUAUGCAUACGAUUUAUUGUUUUGUUCUUGCCGCACAUUGUGUCCUAUUUCGAAAAACACGUUUUAUUUCCAUGUCUUCCUGUGACGACGAUUCUCAAUAAAACGAAACCCAAGAACACGACAGUAUUGUGUACGCUGAGGGGACCCUCUCUCUCUCACCCCCCCCCCCUCUCGCUCUCUCUCACUCUCUCUCUCUCUCUCUCCCUGUCGCUCUCUAUCUCUCUCUCAGCCUCUCUCUGGGCGAGCCAGACGUAGUGUGUGCUGGUACAAGGCAAGCCCCCCCCUCCCCUCCCCUGGACCCUCGUUUACGAAUAGACAGAUCUGGGCGAGCGAGAUCCAAGUGAAACACCCGCACCAGGGACUCAAACCCACCACCGCUCCGAUAUAGGUUGUGAGGUUGCUGGGAAGUUGUGAGGUUUGGUUGAGGGUUGGUGGUUUCAACUUCUUAGUGCCUUGCUCAAAGGCACUUUAAUGGCAGUUAAAUAAAUAGGGUUUAGCGGAGGGGUCACUCGCCUGCUGCUCUACGCUUCCUUCCCUGCUCGACCGACGUUCAAACACACCGCUUCGUCGUCACGGCAAUCACUACCCCGCCCUUCCAACCCCCCUUAUCCAGGCGGGCAAGGAAUGUGGGAGGGGGGUGGGUACCGGACUGGCUUGGACCGUAUCCCAGCAUGCAUCACGGUUAGUGUCGUGGACCAUACCCCCUGUCAAAGCACCCCCUUUGUGGAGAAGAGGCGAAAGUUUAAAGUUCGGCGGGAGAAUUUGUUUGAGGCUACCUCGGUUAGCUUCCGUUAUGCCACUCAGAGGAGGGCCCACUGGCACAAUAACAUAAACCUGGGCCGUCCUCGCUCUUCUGUUGCUCUUGUUCCACCAUCUUUAGUUUUUCCAUCUGAAAAUCCCUGGGCGGCGAGAAACCGAUCUUUUCGACAAAUUUCGUGUUUUCUUUGAGGGUUGUUUGGUUCGUUCUUUUACCUGCUUGAGAUCUAGCCUGUUUGCUUGCCGGUGACGAUCCAAGUGCCAUAAAUGAGGGUAGCAAGGAAUCUUUUUAUUAAUAUAAUUUAAUAAUAAUUUCUUUUUUUUUUCUUUUUCGGCGGCCAUCUUUGUUGUCCCGGCGCCGUGAAAACGGGAAACUUUGUGUUGUGUAACAAAAAUAAACACACAAUUAUACGAGAUGACUCAGAAAACGUCAGUUGGGACGCCGCCAUCAGUUGCUCUGCGUUUCCAUUUGUUGCCCUGUUUUUUUUUUUUUCUGUACCGUUGAAUCUGCUGCUCACACGGACAUCGUACGCUUAGGACUCUAGCGCCGGAUAAAAAUGAAACGUUGGCGAGGCAUCGGAGAGCCCCCUCGCCGGUAGACGGCUUUGAAUCGUCGGUAACACUUUAAGGGAUGAAGAUGAUUUAAAGACUAAAGGCUAUGAAGUGAUGAGUGUUGUGUAAACAUGCUAAAUAAAAGUGACAGCUUUUUUUUACAGUU